Messenger RNA from Akanthomyces muscarius, 1062 nucleotides. RefSeq lists its product as uncharacterized. Lineage: Eukaryota; Fungi; Ascomycota; Sordariomycetes; Hypocreales; Cordycipitaceae. The transcript is spliced from 3 exons. Gene Ontology annotation, biological process: retrograde vesicle-mediated transport, Golgi to endoplasmic reticulum. Gene Ontology annotation, cellular component: endoplasmic reticulum; SNARE complex. The record is from RefSeq and is a predicted model, not a curated record. The coding region runs from base 1 to 1062 and encodes 353 amino acids.
AUGGAGGUUUUAAUUCCACCAACGGGUGACCUCACGGGCGAAUUCAAUGAGCUGCUGCGCAAGCGAAACGCAGCGCCAGCAACAGCCAGAGCCGACAUUGAAAAGGCAGACAGCUUUCUCAAGGAGGCAUACAGAAUUAACUCACACAUUAUUACACUGCACAAAGAGCUCCGCGAUGUACGACAAGCCUACCUAUCGACGGCGCAGCCCCGACGAACACAAUCGCGCGCGGCGCACGGCCAGCCGCGCGUGCUGACGGAUCGCGAGCGCGAAGAGGUCGACGCCAACGCGAAGCAGAUGAUCCGGGAGCUCAACGCUAGCAUCCGGGCGGUCGACGACGCGGAGCUGCUGCGGCGGGAGACGGCGGCGGCCGUGGUGCGCAAGACGUACGGCAGCGCGCUGGGGGCGCUUGGGUCGUGGGCGUCGGGCGGCAGCAGCGGGCUGACGGGCAAGACGGCGGAGCACGCGGCGGCCGAGGCGCGCGCGCAGCAGACGGAGAUGCACCGCGACAGCGUGCUGUGGUUCCUGCGGCAGCGGCUCGAGCAGUGCUGCCGCACGCAGCAGGACAUGAUGGAGACGCGGCUGACGCGGGAGCUGGAGAAGUCGCGCGGGUUCCUGGCGGCGCCGGCGUCGGACUUUGCAGACUUUGCGCAGGCGACGAGGUCAGCGGGUGGUGGCGCGUCGUCGUCGAGUACAGAUGCGGCAGCGGCAGCGGCGUACGGGUCAGGAAACGAGGGCUUGACGGAGGAUCAGGUACAAAUGUUUGAGGAGGGCAACCAGGACAUGAUGAAGCAUUUUGAGAGCACAUUGGCUAAAGUACAAACGGCCGAAAAAUCACUGGUGGAAAUAUCGGAGCUGCAGUCCUUGCUGGUCAACAACCUGGCGAUCCAGUCGGCGCACAUUGAGCAGCUGGUGACGGACUCGCUGUCGACGGCCGACAAUGUCGGCGGCGGCAACAAGGAGCUCAAAAAAGCAGCGCAGCGACCAAGCGCAGCACGAUAUACUUUUUUUGCAGCGAGUGGGCUGUGCGCGUUUCUCGUGCUGUGGGAUCUGAUUAUAUGA